AUGGAUACCAAGAGUCUAGUUUUCUUGCUUACCAUCACCUCUCUCACGGCCCGUUUAUCGUCAUACCGAGAUUUUCCAUUCCCGAGCUCUAAUCCCAUCGGGCCCACCCGCAGCCCAGAAAUAGAAGGCGAAACUCCCGACUGCUUCGCCGCGCUCUACAAAAUCAAGUCGUGCUCGAACGAGAUACUCAAUUAUUUCGCGACGGGCUCAAUCGACAUUACUCGUCCGUGUUGUGAAGCCAUCACUAUAAUCACCCACAAUUGCUGGCCGACCGUGCUUGGUAUGCUUGGUUACGGGCCGGACCAAAUCUAUGCAUUGAGAGGCUACUGUGAUGCGGUUGCCCACGAGGAACGUGGAUUCGAGCCAACGUCGAGCCCGUUUGGAAUUGGGCAUGUUCUGAGCCCAUAUGCGCAGCCUUCGCCGGCAGACAACUAG
Molecule: messenger RNA, 435 nt
Organism: Striga hermonthica
Lineage: Eukaryota; Viridiplantae; Streptophyta; Magnoliopsida; Lamiales; Orobanchaceae
Source: the annotation of a GenBank genome assembly